AUGGGCUCUGUGCCAGCGCCCCCGCCGCUGCGGUACCGCAGCACCCGCCUGCUGCGCGCGGCUUUCCAGCUCCUCCACCAGCAGCAGCAGCGGGCGGACGUGUUCUGCGACGUGGUGCUGCGGGCCGAGGGCGAGGCGGUGGUGGCCCACUGCAGCGUCCUCUCAGUCUGCAGCCCUUUCUUCAUGGAGCAGCUGGGCCCGGAGCUGCCCCCUCGGGGCUGCAGGGUGGUGCUGGAGCUGGCGGGGCUGAAGAUCGGGGUGCUGCGCAAGCUCGUGCGCUUCUUCUACACGGCCGAGCUGGAGGUGGCGCAGGAGGAGGUGCAGGAGGUGCUGGCGGCUGCCCGGCGCCUCCGCAUCACCGAGCUGGAGGCGCUGCAGCUCCAGGGGGGACGCCUGGUGAGGCUGGGACCCCAGCGGCAGCUCAACCGCUCCUGCCUGUGCUCCCCACAGCAGGGCUCCCCCGCCACGCUGCUCCACAGGGCUGCGCCCAGCGGUGCCAGCAUUCCCCCUGGGAGCACCGGGGUGUCCCCCCAGGGGCAGCCAUGCUCUCUGGGGCCCACACACCUCAGCCCCAUCAGGCGGGUGAGGCUGCGGAAGGUGGAGAGCAGGGGGUGCUGGGAGGUGGUGCAGGACACGCAGCCCCUGCCCGCCUCUCCCACGGUGCCAGUGGGCCAUGUGGGGGUGAUGGAAGCACAGCCCCCCCUGGACGUGGGUGAACUGGGAAGCGGGCAGUCCCCGCCCCGGCAGAGCUCCUGUGCAGCCUGGAGGCAGCAGGGUGGGGAGCCCCCUGCACCCCAGCAGGGCUGUGGGCAGGCGUUCCCUGGAGGCGACCCUGAGAAGGAGGAGGAGGUGGAUGUGGGCACAGUGGAGCCGUUCCUGCCCGCAGGUACAGUCUGCCUCUGGCCCUGCCCCUCCUCCGAGUCAGAUGAGGAGGUGGAUGUCCUCACCUAGGGCUGGCUCAGGGCUGCACCCCCUGGCCUCUGCAUCGUUUGAAUAAAAGGCUGGAG
This is a messenger RNA of Lepidothrix coronata (blue-crowned manakin), 1007 nucleotides long. RefSeq names its product BTB domain containing 18 (gene BTBD18). NCBI's taxonomy places the organism in Eukaryota, Metazoa, Chordata, Aves, Passeriformes, Pipridae. The transcript is spliced from 2 exons. The coding region runs from base 1 to 951 and encodes 316 amino acids. Gene Ontology annotation, molecular function: protein binding. Gene Ontology annotation, biological process: positive regulation of transcription elongation by RNA polymerase II. The record is from RefSeq and is a predicted model, not a curated record.